Messenger RNA from Stylophora pistillata, 3556 nucleotides. Its product is annotated as CUB domain-containing protein 2. The record is from RefSeq and is a predicted model, not a curated record. NCBI's taxonomy places the organism in Eukaryota, Metazoa, Cnidaria, Anthozoa, Scleractinia, Pocilloporidae.
AUUUAUCCAAACUCAUUCGUCAGAAUUUGUUAACAGUGUUCUAGAUCCAAAACGGAGUAAAUUGAUCCGAACGAACAGCUCUUCUCCUUUCAGAAACGAUACCGUUCCAGGUUUCUGCUUGGCAACGAUCCAGUUUUUUGGCGCAGCAAAAUGUCUCUGAUGUACGCCGUACAAGUCUUUCUCUUCUUCUUCAUAGUUCAUCAUGCUACAUGCAAUCCAUGUGCCUCUCCACAAGUCAUUAGUGGAAGCUCUGGACUUUUUACAAGCUUUAAUUUUCCCAAUGAGACAGCUGCAGACUCAACUUGUUUCUGGAAUAUCACAGUACCAGCAGGAUUUGUGUUGAAAAUAACUUUCCACAGGUUCUCCCUGUCGCCAGCUGACUCGCAUACUGACUGUAGGGAUGCAGAGGGGGCCCACUUUUUCAUCUCAAAUGUUGCAUCAACUCAACAGUCAAGAGACCCUUUUGAGCUCUGUGGACAGGCUAUUCCGAAUCCUGUGUACACUUCCACAAACUCCAUUCAAGUGAGACUGAAGACAGUAAUUCAGCAUGGAGUUGUUGGAUUUAAUGCAUCUUAUGAGGCUAUCACACCUGAUGUGUUGUGCCCGGCGAUGGCCAACUUGACUGAUGCAUCAGGUGUUAUUACCUCUCCAUUCUAUCCCAGAUUUUAUCCGAAUGACCAGAACUGCAUUUGGGAAAUUAUUGCAAGCAAUGGAAAGCGUCUCAAGCUUGAAAUUGAGAAGACUAUGGACAUUCCAAAUUGUCGCUCAUGUAGUUGUGAUUAUUUGGAUAUCCAGCAUGGUUUUGACAGUACUGGAAAUCCAAGUGGAAAAAAAUGUGGACCACUCACGACAAAUUUAACAUAUUAUUCACUUCAGGAUCGCUUCAGGGUGCAGUUCUCCUCAGACAGUAGCUCUGAAUUUCAACAUAGAGGUUUCAGAGCAGUUUACACUCAACUGGAUAUCAACCCCAGAAAUUGUCCCAAAGCUGCAAUACCGUUCACGGCUUCAAAUGGAAAGUUCAGCAGUCCUGGUUACCCAGGAGUUGUCCCUCCUGGUCUAGAUUUGGCUCAUAAUCAGGCCUGUACCUGGAAAAUCACUGUAGCUGCUGGAAAACGUGUCAAGUUGAAUUUCACUUCUCUCAAUUUUGGUAAUUGUUCUACUCCAUGCAGCCCCAGUGAAGAGAAGACUCAAUGUACACAUCUGGACAUCUAUGAUGGUGACUCUAAGAGCUCUUCUAAAUUGGGGCGUUUCUGUCCUGGUUCUGCUAAGGAAGUGAAAGUGUCAAGUGGUAAUCAAGUGUUUGUGGAGUUUGAAUCUGGCUUUGCCAAUAAUCGUGGCACUGGUUUUGAAGUACAAUACUCUGAGACUUUAGAUGACCCAUCUCCAACAAUUGCUACACCAACAACUGCUACACCAACAACUGCUACAACCAGUAAAUCUACUGGUACUGGUUUUGAAGUACAAUACUCAGAGACUACAGAUAAACCAACAGAGCCACCUACAUAUACAACCACAGCUGGAGCCACAAAGACUGGUGCCCUGUUGACUCUCACCAUAUUUGCACUAGCUGCCUCUCUCUAUUAGCUCUGAGGGGACAGUAGUACUUUCAGAUCAUCGUGUCUUCUGGAUCAAUGGAAGCUCAGUACCUUUUGAAGGGUUGUCAUUAGAAAAUGGAACAGAAGCAUGAUCUGAACUAAGAAGGUGGCUGAAUUGAUUUACAGUAUGCCUGCAAAGCUAGCAGUGCAUGUUGCAAAGCCAAAUAAAUAUGCCAAUCUGCAAAAAUUUUGAAAUUUGUAGCUCUCAGAGAUGUGAUUUCUAGCAUUCUGCAUUUAUAUUCUAGUAUCUUUUUUUUUUUUUUGCCAGAUAUUGAUAUUAGAAUCAGUUUAAAAACUACUUAUUCAUCUGUCUGAUCACAAUUCACAAGGCAGCUGCUACAGAAAGGUCUGAUAACCAGAGGGUUUCUGCCACCUACAGGCAUCUAAUGACAACCCUGCCUAUGUAAUCUUCAGAUUUCCCUACAAUCCCAUCAUAUGUCAUAAGUAAAGAGUAGAUCCCUGGGCAAGACCCUUAGGAAAUCAAAGGGGAUGUUACUGGCACUUUCUAGGGAUGCUUGUUGAAGAGUUUGGUGGCUCAAAUUUGCUCAGCCCCAGGUCUUCACAUCAAUUCUCAUUAUCUAAUCCCAUGCUAUUAAAUAAAAUAUUUGUUCCAAGAUUUUGGAGGUAAACAUAGGAUCUCCUUUGAUUUCCCACUUUCAUUGCAUCCUCUGUCCACUUGGUAGUUUAGUGGUAGUAUGCAGCAAAAAUUAGUUCUAAUUUCUUUGGGAGUGAUGUUUAAGCACUAAGGUGAUGUAAAAGUGCUACUAUAAUAUUUCAUUUGUCUAAGCAUUUUUUAAUUGGUUAGUUAGUCUGGAGAUAAAUGAAAAGAUUUUGGUAGAUUUGAAAAUGUUUAAUUUCUUAUGCUGGAAUAAUUAUAAUUUUCACCUCAAAUGAUGUUGCUUUCCAUAAAUCAAAGAGAGCUUUUGUCACCUCCAGAUUUAUAGACUAUGAGCAAUCCCUCCUUUUUGGUGAAGUCCAUUGUGCAAGUCAAAAUAAUAUCAGUGAAAAAAAGUUCAUUUUAGCGUUCCACUGGAAACUCUUCAUGUGACACCGAUGUGCUGCAGGAGCUUCAUGAGUGAGAUGCUCAAAAAUUGAAAUCUUUGGAAGGUGUCAUUUGAAUUUUUUCACUUUCAUUUUACCCCUCUGAUGUCCAUCCCAUGCUGAGGAGAGGGGGUGAUAUGUGUGCCAGAUUUUGACCAGGAAAGUAAUAUUGAUGGUAAUGUAAAAGAUAUUGAUUAAGAUUAUUAUAACAAUGUUGAUUUUAUAACUAUGCAAUGACUUGAUGAGAUACUUUGAUCAACAUUUGGGUUAUUGUAGCAGUAUGUAUUUUAUAUGAUGUUUUUAAAUGUUAUUGCAUUCAAGUACCCUUAAAUAACAAGCCUAACAAGUAAUAAAUUGGAGGGUAACUGCACUGAUGAUUUGGUGAGGAAUUACAUUCUUUCAAUUGUUUUGGUAUUUUUUGAUUUUUUUUCGAGGAUCAAUCGGGGAUUGUGGAAGAAUUCAGACUUCUUCCAUAGCAGUUGCCUUAGCAGUCAGUGAAGAAAAUUAGAUACAAUUGCUGUUUGUGGAGCCUUGUAAAUGACCCAGUUUUAUUCUUUUGAAUUUUUUAGGAAUGUAGCGGUACCAUUAUCCAAUACAGGAGUAUAUCAUGUAGAAGAUAAUUAUGAUAACCAUUCCCUUUUAAGUUUUAAAAUUAGUGUGAGCUAUAUUAUGCGGUAGCUGUAGCUUUGGUUUUUCUAGAGGCAGUGUAAUGUAAAAGUUAAAGCAAACUUCAAGUUAAUUUUAUCAUGUGAUUUGGUACAUGAACAUGUUUAAUUACCACAGCAGUUAAUGUAGCUGGAAACAGUUUUUGAAGACAUCUUUUUGACUGCAAAGCACUUGAAAACCAACUGUCAUUCUUUGCAAUAGAACCAAUUUCCUUCUUGUGUUGAACAAAAGAUUAAAGUUUCAAAUAGCAGGCA